AUGAGUGAAGAAAAUGCAGAGGAAGUAAAUGAUUCUGUUUCAAGCCCACAGAAUGAAAACAAUCCACACAAGAAGAAAUGGCGUAAAAAAAGAAAGAAUUUCUUGUCAAAUGCUAAAAAAUAUGCUAAAAAGGGUCAAAUGGGUCGUGGAACCAAAAUGCCUGAAGAAUUGUAUCAAUACUUCGUUGGUAUAUUAGAAGCUAUUAAACAGGGAAUAGAUGACGAAGAACAAAAACAAGCCUUAGUAAACAAUGUCUUGGAACGAACAAAAGGAGAGGAGAUUAACAUAGUGGGAAACCAACUUGGCUGCCGUGUUAUAGAACUAUUACUUCCAUAUGCCAAACCGGAGGAUUUGGAGCGUUAUAUUGAGGUACUAUCUCCAGAUAUUCGGAGGCUGUGUUCUGAUAACUUCUCGAAUCAUGUACUUAUAAUUUUGCUCAAAGUAUGCUCUAACAGAGCCACCGAUCAUCUGCAAAGUGAAGAUGCAAAUGAAGGUUCAGACACCGAAGAUGAAACACCGAAGAAGAAGCGAAAAAAGGAGAAUACUACUGUGUCAAAAUACAGUGACGAGCAUAUUAAAGUUUGCUAUGAUUUUACACUAAAAAUAUGUAAAUAUGUUCUAAACAAUUUGGAGGAUUUUGUAUGGGACACAUAUGCGAACCAUAUUGUACGCGCAGCUUUGAAAUGUCUAAGCGGAAUUACACUGCUGCCAGGUGAAAAACCUAAAGUAAACUUAUUUAAGGAGCCUAUAUUAGAGAACAAGGGAAUACCGCCUCACCAAACGAAGAUGGAAUAUAGGAAUGUUCCGGAAGAAUUUAAAGAAGUUGUUAAGGAGUAUGCAAACCGUUUAUCACUUUGGCCGCAAUUCAAGGAACUUCCAUACGAAAGUGUGACAUCUGCAAUGUUACAAGUGCUAUUAUUUGCUGUUAAAAAUAUAGAUAAGACAUUGACUAGGCAUUUAAUAAAGAAACUGUUGAAUGAAAGUUUCGCUCCUGAUGAUUGGGUGUCAAUGAGUACUGAUAACAAAGAAGAUGGAGAAAAAGAUGAGAAAAAUGAAGAUGGUGAAACGGAGGUGGUCAACUGCAGUUUGCCUCCGGUUUUUAAAUCGGAACCGGCUGUUAGGUUAUUGGAAGCAGCCCUAUUUGUAGCUAAAAAGAAAAUGUACACUCAGAUCUAUGCUAAAUGCUUUAUCAACCGUCUGGGACAACUGGCAACACUGCCCAUGCUCAACUUUACAGUACAGAGGCUGAUAGAUAACUGUAAAAUCAAAGAGGAGUUCGAGCCAAUGUUUGAAGAAUUGUCUAGCAAGUUCGCUGCGCUCCUUGCGUGUGGCAACACCGGCGUGUUGGUGGCGCUCGCUAAAGCUUGUCUCAGGAUUAAAAGCAAGCAGACACAGUUUGUUCAGAGUCUAGAGGCAGCUCUAAAGUGCGGUGAUGAACAAAACCAGCGGUAUUUCGCAGUUCUGUGCUUGCGCCUGCUACCUUUAGAACGAGUGGACGUAACCAAACUGGAUCAAACGUAUUUCAUCAAUAUCCACGGCUCGGUCAUAUUACAGACUAUACUCGACUUUCAGCGACCAACGAAGGCGGUUGCAAGUCUUCUAGAACUGUCGGCAGAGGAUCUGAUGGUGAUCUUGUCGGACGUGAAGGGCUGCCACGUGGCAGACGCCUUCUGCAAGGGCCAGUGUGUUGGUGUCAAGUCCCGAGACAAACUCAUAAAGAAACUAAGGGGUUCUUAUCAGAAGCUGGCCCUCACGCAGUACGGUUCCCGUGCCUUCGAGCAGAUCUUCGAGGCAGCCACCGCGGAACAACAGCUCUCCAUAAUGGCAGAAUUAGCAGACAAGAGCAGUUUACUCAACGGGUCCCAGUAUGGACGUCUUAUCGCUACUAAAUACGAUCUCGCUACUUUCAAGCUGUCCCAGAAGGCCUGGGAGAAGGCAAGACUCAAGUCCAAAGCGGAAUAA
Messenger RNA from Parnassius apollo (apollo), 1962 nucleotides. Lineage: Eukaryota; Metazoa; Arthropoda; Insecta; Lepidoptera; Papilionidae. The record is from the annotation of a GenBank genome assembly.